Messenger RNA from Pelagomonas calceolata, 1086 nucleotides. The record is from the annotation of a GenBank genome assembly. Lineage: Eukaryota; Pelagophyceae; Pelagomonadales; Pelagomonadaceae.
CCAUUUUGUUCAACCGGCGUGGCACGUAUAGAUCGUAUCAAAGCGCUGCACCACCAUGAAACGACUACUCAUACUAUGCAGUAGUGCUUACGCAUUCAUCAGACCGCCAGCGAUUUCGUCGUCGCGCGGUCCACUGCUGCAUGCUGCUACGCUGAGUGAGUUGGACCUCCAAUCGUGGUGCGAGAAUGCCGGAAUCAAUGCGGACAAACUCUCGUUCGACGGCGACAGCGCGACAGUGAAGCAGGACGUCGCUGCCCUCGAAGUGCUCGCACGCGUGCCGCGCUCGCUCACACUCAGCGCACCACGGAGGAAGGACUGGCCCGGGAAGCUUACAGCUGCAGCAAUCGAGGCCAUGGAAGAAGGCGGAGACUUGGGAAGCUGGGUGCGGUCAUGGCGCGGGGGAGGCUGGGCGACGUCGAGCGAUGAUCUCGAAGCUAGGGACAAAGAGACCGUCGAUUCGCUGCUCGCGACGGGCAGCGACAAUGAUUUCGAAAUUUUCAAGAAGUUCGGGAUGAAAUGCACGCGCCCGCGUCGGAAACCUCCUUCGCCUCACGCCAUCGAAACUCACGCGUCGACAACCACACAGGCCACCCGGCCGUCGAUCGCGCCGCCUACCGGCUCUCGGCACUGUGCCGCCACCGCAACGAAAAGGCGGCGCGCGCGGCGCUCGUCGAGCGAGGCUAUGCGUGGCGGGAGUGCAGAGAGGCGCUCAUUCCUCUGGUCCGAAAUCCGACGCGUACCGAAGGCACGGCUAGACGGCGGCGCGAGCUCGACGCGGCGGAGCUCUAUUCUCGGGCACUCUCUCGGGCCGCGCGCGUCGGUGACGAUAUUGUCGUUUGCCCUUUGUACGACACGCUGCGCGACGGCGCCGCCGGCGCGACGGCAACACUCGUCGAGGACCCCGGCGGCGACGACCUCCUCGUCGUCGCCUCGCGAGCGCUCGUGGCGGGCGACGCCAUCACGCGCGACUACGGCCGGGCGCCGAGCCUCGGCUUCAUCGACGGCUCCGACGCGGACCCGGGCAGCGAGAGCGAGGUCCUGCGGAGGCUGCUCCAGUUCGGCAGCUAUCCGCAGUGGUCCUCAUAA